CCGGCCGGGGCGUCGGGAGAUGGCGGCGGGGGCCAGGCCGGAGGACGGUUCAUUGGAUUUCACCCAGAGUGUUGAUGACGACCCGCUUCUCGACACCCAGCAUCUCCCACAUGUGUUAUAUGCUCAUUUUAGACCCAGAUUCCAGCCUCUUCCCACGGUCAUCAUAGCAAACCUCCUCCUGUUCAUACAUGUUGUGUUUGUUAUUUUAGCGUUUUUAACAGGCGUGCUUUGUUCUUACCCCAAUCCAAAUGAGGACAAGUGCCCAGGAAACUAUACCAACCCAUUGAAAGUUCAGACAGUCAUAAUCCUUGGGAAAGUUAUCUUGUGGAUUCUGCAUUUCCUUCUGGAACGAUACAUUCAGCAUCACCACAGCAAAGUAAGAAAAAGAGGCUAUAACAUGAUCUACCAGUCGACAAAGCAUCUUAAAAGACUUGCACUCACGAUCCACUCCACUGGCAACACGGCCCUUCUCUUCAUAUUGUGCAUGCAGCAUUCCUUUCCUGAGGCCAGCAGGUUAUACCUUGACUUCAUUCUGGCCAUCCUGACUCUGGAACUGAUAUGUUCCCUGACAUGUCUGCUCAUAUAUACAGUGAAAAUUCGAAAAUUUAAUAAAGCCAGACCACAGCCUGAUAUACUUGAAGAAGAAAAAACCUAUGCUUACUCCAGCAGUACUACCUCGGAGACUGGAUUCAGGACUGGUUCAAGUCUGGAAGAAAUUGUUGAGAAGCAGGGGGACAUCAUCUUGUACCUGAAGCGACACAAUGCACUGCUGAGUAAGCGGCUGCUGGCUCUCACAUCCGCUGACCUAGGCCCCCAGCCAAGCAGAACGUGAGAGCAUCAAGAUCAAGACAGAAACUGCAGAGGAAUCCGGAGUACUCAAGCCUGACUGAUAGGAAGCCAAGAUGCCACUGGAAAUUGCAGCUUUUGCUGAGUACGUUUUAUAAUUUCCCUUGGAAGCCUCAUUGUGUUCUCCCAGCGUGGCUGAGUAACCUGUGUGACUUGUGGCUCAUUUGAAAGGUACUUUGUAGAAGCCUUGACAACCUGAGGAAUAAUGACUUUUUUGCACAUUACAUUAUUUAAAUGCCUACUUAAUCCUAGGAUUAAAGGCGUAGUUUAAACAUCUCUUUGGUCAACACUUCUUCCAUAUGACUUUAGACCCCUAGAGAAAGUCUGCCAUGACUGUCUAUUUUAGUUUUGUUUGUCCCACAUUUCAGUGGAUGAAAAAGUUAUUUUUGUGGCUAAGUUUUUACCCAAAGAGCCCUAUCAUGUAUUUUGCAUACAUGUGUGAUAUUGUAUAAAGCUCGGUCCACGUCGCUCUUGUAGAGUUUCCUCACGGAAGGAACGCACUCUCACUAUGUGAUUUACAGUGCAGACGCCCACAGUUCACACUCCAGAAAUAAGAAAAAUGAGAUGGUGACUUAGACCGUGUUAGACUAACCAGUGCUUUGGCACCGGCAGUGGCUUCCAUGGGCAACAGAAGAACUAUCUAGAGAUGUCUUUAGACUCUCUGUGUCCUUCAAGAAGUUGCCAUGUGUUUCAGUAUUGAUUAUAUGUUUAUUGGCCCAAAGCCUUCAGAGAUAGGAAAGGCAACUUUCGUGAUUUUAAGUUUAAAAUUAUUUGGAGAAUAAGAUGUGAUAGCAACAUGUGUGCCAAUAAUUUAAAUUACUAAUUCGCCAGGUAAGAUGAAGCAUUUUUGUAAGUAGAUGGCAUUAUUUCUCCAGGUUCUCUGUGUGUCCCUUUAUUGGAUUGCUCUUGGCACCUUUACAUGCUGCCAACAGCAUCUUGGUGGAACUUAUACCAUGAGGGGAUAUUGGUGAUCAUGUGUGCUGCUGAUAUGGGGGGGUUAUUUGCUACAGGAUCGGUAUUUCACUUGAAAUCUCUUGAGCCCUGCCCUGCUAUUUAGGAGAAGUAUUUGGCCACAUCCUGUGAUUUACAGAGGACAGACAGCUGUCCCUUUAGAUCCUGCCAUGUAAGACCUUUCUGUGAACAUGGAGGUGAUGGAGUCACCUGCAGGCACUGAAUCCCCAAAGUGACAACAUUCACAAAUGGAAGCCAGAAUUGUAUUUUCAAAAUUCAAGUUUCCCGAUUUCUCCUCCCAUCCUUUUACAUAAGUGAUUUCAGAUCCAUUACUUUCUCUGGGAAUUUAUCUCUUUGUUCUGGAAGAUUCUAUAAACAUUGCGUUACACUGUUUUCCUUUUUAGAAGGAAAACAUGGAUAAUAGAUGAUCGAGUCUUAUUUUUUUAAUUCAAUCUGGAGCUAUAGUUUCUAAGGUUUAUGGGGUGAACUUCAGUUUAUAGAGCAAGUUAGAGGUAAAAAGAAUACUCAGGUUUUGAUGUGAUGUCUGUAUCAUCACUGACACUUUUCUAUGAACAUGUCAAACCCAAUGAACAUGUCAAACAAUAAAAGAAAAUGAAACUAAAUAUCAAAACAAAACAGAACUAUUUUAUAUUUUUUGAUGAGAAAAAGCCAUAGAAAAGUUUAAUAAUAUGUAUACAUGGGAAAGCGGCAGCAUGAUGGAGAAACUUGCCUCCCUGGCUCUCGAUACCAUCUUAAAUAGCUAAGUUAGGAGAACAAAAACAGUUUAAAUGUUAAGCAUUCUUUAAAUGUUAAGCCAGGCAGAUACUUCACUAGCAUAGCACCAUGUAUAUAAAAAUUAAUAAAAAUAAUUUAAUAAAAAUGAAUAAAAAAUUAUACAAAAAUUCUAAAGAGGGGGGGACUAGGAUUUCUAGGCUCUGUGCUAAAGGAAAUAACGCCAGUUAGUGUUUACCGGUGGUACUGUAGGAGCUGCUGAUCACAGGGCACCUAGCGGGCCGGGGGUUUAGGAAUUCCAGGCAAAUGAAUGAGCAAAGGGGUAAGGCAAACAGCUACAAAAGAACAAAGGAUCACAAUCAGAGCAGAGACUGCACCAGAGCAAGCAGGACAAAGAAGGGGAGAUGGCAAAGGACCUUAGAGGACCUUACAGCUCUGCUAAAGACCCUACCCUGGAAUGGGAGCCCCCCCAGGGGGUUUUCAUGUAAAGGUCAGUUUUAGUUUAUGAGGAUCCCAUUGUGGUGCAAUGUGGAGGGAAGACGGGCAGAGAGAGCAGCUCUGUACUGGGGCAGCUGUAGUAAUAUUUUAUUAAAAGUGUAUUUGUCUAUAUGUGUAUCUAUAUUUCUAUAUUGUUAAGUGUGUGAUUUUAUUUCAAAUAACAUUAUCAUGACUCAUUAAAAGCCCUUUGUUUUUGAGUGGCGCUAUUGAAAAAUAUAAAGAAAAAUUAUUUGAGGUCCGAUACCACUUGCUGUUCUCGGUUGCAGGUGUUAAGUCUAUUUAGUCCUAGCCCAUCUGAUGGAUACAAAACUAUUGUUUCAAGUUGCAUUUCUUUGACUACUGGUGAUGUUGAAUUUUUUCCCAUAUUCUUUGGUCUUUGAUAAAUCUUCUCUGACUAUAUAUCAAGUUGUUUACUUAGAAUUCUCCUGGAAUGUUCUUUUUCUUAAUUUUUUUAUAUAAGGGGAACCCUGAGUUUACAUUUGUUGGAAAUAUUUCUUUAGGUGGUUCUGGGUUCUUCUGCCAGAUCCUCUUCAAAUACUAGAGCCUGGAUUCUGUCUCCUAAAGAGUUCAUAGCAAUGAAUUCCUAAAGCCACAUGAGGAGUCUUGUGUGAGAGCCAGCAGGGACGCGGGUAAAUGUUAAUACAGGGUUCCUGCACUGGUCAGAAGUAGAACAUUGCUAAUAUAGUAACUUAUUUUGGGGGGGUCUGGGAAUGUUCAAGAUUAUUUCCACAUAUCCAGGAGCUUCAUUCACAAUCUGUUUCUGAGACUAAGAUCUGGAAUCAGGACCUACGGGGGACAGGUCUUGUGAAAGUAUAGGUUGAGAUUUCUUGAAAAUGUUCUGAGAGCUCACCCGGUGGUCCCAGCAUCUCCCACCCCCACCGCUGCGGACAGGCCCACAGUCAUUCUGGGAAGUGGGUCUUUGCAGGUCCCGGUGGUCCAUGCAGGUCUCCUGCCCAGAAAUACCUGCCUGAACGAAGAUACAGAAAAGCCAAGACAGCUGGGUCGGCUGGGAAAUCUUUUAGAAUAAUCAAGAACGUUGUUUUCUCUUUGCAAAACUCAGUUUUUGUCCUCAGAGACAAUCAGGUUAGGGUGGGCUUUUCCAAAUCUAGCAUUACAUCUACUUUAAAUCUCGAUAAUUUUCUGCAAAGCACAGUGCUGGGGAGGAAAACUGUGACCUGUUCUUAACUGAGCUGCCACGACACGGGGAUUGGGGGGGAUUGUCAUCUCUAGAUUCGUCAGCGUAAUUCAUGAUAGCAGUUCCACCUCAGACCACACAUACUGUCCCCCACCUCACUCAGGAGACCCAGGAGGGAGGAAAGGUGGUCAGAAAAGGCACCAAUGUUUCCAUGGUUUCUCUUGUGUGUCCUUUUCACCAUCCGGCCAGGAGUGAGCUGCCUCUUGCCCACGGUCUAUAAACUGGUUCAGAUUCAGAGGCUAAUCUCCAUCUCUGGUUUUCCAUCUUCUCUCUCAGUUCUAAGUUUCUUGGGCUUUGAAUGCUGGUUGAUUUCCUGAGCAUCUGCCAGUUGCUUUAGGGCCUCCAGGUAACUUCUGAGCCUUUGCUUGUGCUCAGAGGCAGCCUCCUCCACAGGCCUCACCCGGUGGUCCUGGUGGUCUGGGGACUGCAUGCACAGAGGGCACAGAAUCUGCAGGUCAUCCUCACAGAAGAGGCUCAGAGCCUGCAGAUGCUGCUCACACAGGUGUCUCUCCUCUUGCCUCUUCCUCUUGCUCAUGCUUCGGUGGAGGAGCUUGGCAAUGCCAAUGAUCCUUCCUAGCUGGGGAUUGCUCCUCCAGCGCCCGCCCUGGCUUGGGUGGCAGCAGGUAGGGCAAGGGAAAGUGUCUCGUAGCUCCCUCCACGAGUGGCAGAUGCAGCUGUGACAGAAGUUGUGUCCACAGUCGAUAGUGACGGGGUCAUUCAAGAUAUCCAGACAGAGGGGGCAGUCGGCCGCUGCCAUGAAUUGGGCCAGGGCUGCUUCCAUUGCUAAUGGGCUGUGAAGGAAGGCCUAGACUGAGGUGGGUUUUCUUUGGGGGCUUGGGUUUUAUAGUGAGUAGAUACACCCUAAAAUCUCAAGCCUCACUUUAUUGGCAGUCUGUCAAAUUCUGCGUGUCUUCAGAUCCUUUAACUCCAGCUCCCCAGGUCUUGCAGCAGUCACAGCCCAGCUGGACAACAGCCCUCCAGCUCUGGUAGCUCAGAGACAAUGAAGCCAAGCUAAGCAACUUCCAUGUCAGCAGAAAAGUCACUGCCUCAAAAACUGGGUGCUGUGGGUAAGAGAUGUUUCUUUAAAAUAAUCUCUGGAUUUAUUUCAGGUGCCCUACCCACCAUCACCUUCUAGUUACAUGUAAGUUGCGCUAUCCCCAGUCUUGCAUUCCUGUUCCUUCAUUGCUGUGCCCUGUUUGUUCCCACAAUCCAGGCAGGUGAUCUUACCAUUGAUCCUGUUUGGGACCGUGGGAAGGCAUGAGCUCUGGGACAGAGAUCCACCACUCCCAAAUUGGCCUUGGUCACCCCUCAUGGAACCUGGGGAAUUUUACUUUGGCACAUAUGCUCUGAAACAUGCCAAUCUGGCACACAGGUGAUCUUGAGUCACUCUCGACUGCCUAAAAAAAAGUAUCCUUUCCCCUAUUUGUAAGGGAAUGUUGUAGUUAUAAAGGAAAUUUACAUUGGAAAGAGGGCCUGUGCCAGGGAGAAAGCUAAAAUCAGAGGCGACUUUCUCAAUUAGACAUGGCCUAAUAGGCCACCUUUGAUUACCAAACACUUUUAUUUUACCCAGAAUUGCCUCCCUGAUCAGCCUCAGAAGCCCCAGACCCCAUCUGCUUCCUUAGCUCAGGCUGGUAUGUAAAUCUCAAUUGUCUGGCUGCUCUUCGCGUGUCAGAUCUUUGUGAAACUCCUGUGUGUAGAUAUAAGAUUUUUCCCCCGUUACUCUACUGUGUGUUAAUUCUUAGAUCAGCCACAGGAGCUAGAAGCACAGGAUAAAUUUUUCCUCCCCUGUAAUCCCAAGCUCUUGGAAUCAGGUAAAUGAAGAUAAUAUCACUAUAAACAUUUUGAGAAUCUAGAAGGUUUUCCCUUAACCCUUCUAGGUUCUUGGCAGAGACUCCCUGCAAUAAGACACUCCCUGCCCCCUCUCUCCUUCCUUGUGCAGAGGUGCCUGGCUGGACCCAGAGUGGUGAGAGAGGUUCUGACCUGGUGAGUUUUCAGACCCUUUGCCAGGUAACCUAUUUAUGAAAUAAAAUCUAGGAAAUAACAUUUAAUACAUACAAAUUGAAACAAAACUAAAACCAGAAAAAAAAAAUACUUCCAGUGUUUACUGGUAAGAUAGCAUUGCCUCUAAACAAAGAGUACCUACAAGAUAAAGUAAAACAAAAUAAAAAAACUAAAUUCCCUGUGUGAAAAAUCAACAUCAAAGCUACCAUUAAGCAACCAUUCAGGACCAGGGCUGGGUAAGUGGAAAUGAUCCGGUUUUUUCCACCCUCUGGCCAUUACGUCUGUGAGCAACACCUGUGGCCUUACACGCGUGCCUGAUGGUGGCACCUGGAGUGUGGUGUGGGUGUGCAGAAGUGGGCAUGACUGAGCAUAUAAGGGCGGCGGCAGAGGACUGUAGGGGCAAAGUGCAGUAGAGACCACGGAGAAGCCUGAGAGCACAGAAAGAAUGAAGAUUCGCCAGGGGGUUAGGAGGCCUCCCUGCCUGCCCUGCACCUGGUUGCCUCACUACAAAUGGCGUAGAAAGAUCAUUAAAAGCCAGGGCUCCAGGACUACUUUACCCGUCUGCUGGGAUCCACAGAGAACCUGCCCUGUGCCCUCAUGGCACUACAACCAGCCUUGAAAAUUCUGAGAAGACAAAACCAAUUUAGUCAUACACUCAAAUCAUACAACCAAAGUGUAAUUUAGCUUUGUAGGAACAACCUGACCUCCGGAAGCCAUCAGCAAAACUUGACCUGGUUCCCAAAAUUGGUAUAAGGUAACCACUAACCAGAUUCCCUCUCGAUUGUAUAGCAAUCGCUAUGAAGAAUAAACAGCCGCUGCCUCUUUACUGCCUGCUCUGUGACAGCCCCCCAAAGCCCCGUCCAUGUUUGGGGUGAAGUGCUCUCAGUUUGCAAACUGUCUUUUUGGUGUGUACACAAUAAACCUUUACUACUCACUACUUCUGUCCACUUGCUUUUUUUUCAGAAGCUGUCUUGGCUUUACUUUUGU
Talpa occidentalis (Iberian mole) is the source of this 7210-nucleotide messenger RNA. It is a transcript of the gene TMEM192, whose product is annotated as transmembrane protein 192. Gene Ontology annotation, cellular component: late endosome; lysosomal membrane. The record is from RefSeq and is a predicted model, not a curated record. The transcript has 6 exons. Bases 20 to 832 code for a protein of 270 amino acids. NCBI's taxonomy places the organism in Eukaryota, Metazoa, Chordata, Mammalia, Eulipotyphla, Talpidae.